AUGAGUGCCUUCAGCUCACCAUUGGAUCCUACAGUUAAACUCCAAGCCAAGGAAGGUGUACCCUUAGCAGAUCCCUCUCUCUACAGAACUUUGAUAGGCAAAUUGAACUUCCUCACAAAUACAAGGCUGGACAUUGCCUAUGGUGUCCAGCACCUCAGUCAAUUCAUACAAGAUCCCAGGGAACCUCAUCUCAAGACUGCCUACCACUUACUUAGAUACUUGAAAGCUGAUCCUACUCUUGGGAUUUUUAUGUCUGCAAGCCCAGAUUGCACAGUUAGAGGGUAUUGUGACUCUGAUUGGGUUGCCUGUCCAGAUUCUAGGAAAUCUGUUAGUGGGUAUCUGGUGCUCCUUAGUGACAAUUCCACUAGCUGGAAGUCCAAGAAGCAGGCCACCAUAUCUUUCUCUUCUGCUGAAGCAGAGUAUAGAGCCCUCAGAAAUGUAGUUGGUGAGCUUGUUUGGUUGUGCAGACUGUUUGAUGAGCUAACAGUUCCAUUUUCUAAACUUGUCACAGUAUUUUGUGACAGUCAGUCUGCUCUACAUAUAUCUCGAAAUCCUGUUUUCCACGAGCGGACCAAACACAGUGAAGUAGACUGUCAUUUUGUAAGAGAUAAAUUACAGAAAUGA
Messenger RNA from Nicotiana tabacum (common tobacco), 624 nucleotides. NCBI's taxonomy places the organism in Eukaryota, Viridiplantae, Streptophyta, Magnoliopsida, Solanales, Solanaceae. The record is from RefSeq and is a predicted model, not a curated record.